AUGAUAGGGCGUGUUGGUCUCGUCCAGGUGCCACCUUCCUGCGGCAUCACGCCGCAGAGUGCACGGCCUGAUGCCCAGGAUGAGGAACUUUUGGAGGACCUCUUGUUACUUUCAAAGAGCAAGUCAGCGGAGGACGCCGAGGAGGAUCAUGGCUGGUGGAGCACUGUCCUGCUUGCAGCGCUACGCUUUUGCCCAGCACCGGCAGCACUUGCCAGCGCUACCACGGUGCGCUUGCCGCGUGGCCUGGCGCCGCUGCAAGCACAGGAGGCCGUGGACCUGUCCCGCCUCGCCAGGCUGUUGCAACGCGCUUGUCUUCGUGGGGAUCCUGGCCAAAAGGACGCGCCCCGAAUCCGCCUGGGCGGCACCUUUGGGUUUGGGUGGCUGUCAGUGCCGGAGCUGCUGGGCGUGCUUGGCAGCCCGGAGGCUGCAAAGGCAGCCAGAAAGGAGGUCCAGGCAGUGGCCAUGGAGUCCGCAAGGACUGGAGUUUUCGAGCAGAAGACGGCGCAAAUACACCACUUCGCCAUGCUGAAGUGGGCCGGGGCGGACUGGUCCGAGCAGAGUGACGCUGGCCGCACCCCACUGCACGCGCUCUGCGCGGGCGCCUGUACCCGAACCUGUGUCGGGGGAGGGGGCCGGGCGGCGCCUCUGCGGGGCGGAGCCUGGGGCGCUAAAGCGCGAUACUUGGCGCGGGACGCAGGCGAGUGGCACGCCAGUGUGGACGAGCAUGGCCUGUCGCCCUUGAACUAUGUCCUGCCGCCGAUCAAGCCGACGUGCAAUUGCGUGGGAACGGUAGACUGGGAGCUGAUUCAAAGUCUGAUGAGCUUUCUGUGGCUGCAGUUCGACCCUCACCGCAUCCAGCACCAGGCGAUGCAGGCCCUGUCGGCGCCCAUCAACGCCUUCUCCUGCAUCAUUGCCGUCAUGAACACGCAGCUGAGCUGGAUUGAUAUGCCCAACGACGGCGGGAGCCUUGAGGUGGAUCCAACGGUACAGUCAGAGGAAUGCAUGGAGCAGGACUACAUCUCAACAAUGCUUGAUGGUGGCGAAGGGCGCGCGAGCACACCUUCCUCGGUGGAUGCGUUCAGCUGCGCCCUGGUGGAGUGUCGGAUGAACUUUGCGGAGGCCCGUGUCCGGUGUCGCCGCUACUUGGAGCCGAUGGUGCGCUUGCAGCUACUGCGGGCAGCUGCCAAGCAGCGGCAGUGGCAAGGUGCCUCUGGCAAAAAGCGCUGCGAGCAGCUCCUGGUGGAGGGUAGGGAGAGAUGGAAGCUCCGAAAGGAGGACUUGGAGCGCCGCAUCUGGCGCCUGGAAAUGGAACUGGUCCAGACCAUUGCGCUUCCUCCGCCAGUGACAUCUAGCCCCAGCAAGGUGGAGGCUCCGCAGGAGGUCCAAGUGACAGAGGCGGAGUGGCAGCCUCCCGCGCGGGCAGCAGCGGAGGCGCUGGUCCAGCGCCUGCGGCGGCAGCGCCUGGUGGAGGUGGAGCCAGGAGCUUGUCCAAAGUCCGUCGAGCAGACGAAGGUGGCUCUCAGCGCGGCUGUCGACCGCCUCGCCCGCGACCUCUACGAGCUGGAGGGCCAUUUCGUGUUCGAGUUGGUGCAAAAUGCCGACGACAACACCUAUGACCACGGGGUCAAAGGAGAGCUUCAGAUGUCUCUGUGUGAGGAGGGCGGGCGUCAGUUCUUCUUGUCGAGGAACAACGAGCGGGGCCUGCGGGACAGCGACGUGGUGGCGAUGUGCGACAUCAACGCCAGUCUGAAGAAGUCCGGAUGCAUUGGCAAGAAGGGCAUCGGUUGGAAGAGUACCUUUGCCGUAUCCAACACUCCACACGUGCUAUCAGGAGCCUACACCUUCAAGUUCGACAUUGCGGGCCCGUUGGAAACGCUCGGCUAUGUGACGCCGACCUGGCUGACAGACAAGGAUUUGACAGAGCUCCCUGCGCAGGUACGAGAGGCCCAUGCACACGGCGGCACCGUGAUUUAUUUGCCUCUCCAUGCGGGUUUUUCGGGCACCGUGGAUGCCUUUGACCAGCUUUGCGAGCAUCGGGUGACUUUGCUGUUCUUGAAGCAGCUACAUCGCAUUCAUUUCCACUACCCAGAUGGCAAGAAGGUGUUGAUCCAGAGAGAGGCUGAGACUCAGGAGGGCCACUGCGUUUCUGUGAAGUCCGCUGAUUCCAGGAGUCUGGAGGAGCAUCGUCACUUUGCCAUCCAUCAUUUUAGCCUCCCAAAGGAGGAGGAAUCGGCAGAGCAGAUUUCAAUUAGAUUGGCCUUCCCCCUGGAGACAGAGGCGUUUUCUGCCAUGGCUGUGCACGUUGGCCUGCCGGUGCGGCCUGUUGGCUUUGGUUUCGCCAUCGAUGCUCCCUUUGAUCUAGUGGCAAGCCGUGCGGAUUUACAUGAAGGCAGUGCUUUGAACCAGCUCAUUUGCAAGAACAUCCCCAAGGCCUUUCAGGAGUUCAUGGCUGGGCACUGGCUCAGCCACAAGGCUAUGAUGCUUCUGGGCACCGAAGUGGUGCCCAGACCCAUUUGGCAGCACGUCCGUAGGGAGUUGGUGGAGGCCCUGACCCAGGUGCCCUGCGUGGAGACGGAGAGUGGCACCCUGGAGCCCCCGAAGCGGUGCCUGGCGCGGCCCAAGGCGCCGCUGGCGCGCCAGGCCUCGAAGCUGAUCCCCUUAGAGCUGCUGCUGGCGAGCUGCGACCGCCACUUCGCGGACGCAAAGGGCCUCGAGGUGCUGGAUCUGAGCCACUGGGUGAAGGUCCUGCAGUACCGCGGCGGUGCCUGGCGUGAGGGCCUGGUAGCACAGGCCACCCAGUGGGAGAACCCCUGCGACUUCUUCGUGCCGCUCUGCAGCUGGCUGGAGCUGGAGCUCAAGGAGUCGGAGCAGCCCAGCGAGCUGCUGCAGCAGCUUUGGGAGGUGGACCUUUUGCCGGGCUUCCGAGUGCCCACGCUGCGCCUCAGUGGCGGGCCCAUCUUUACGAGGCCUUGUCUCAAGGUCCGUGCUGACUGGCAGGGCAUCCUCUCGGAAGCUGGGCUCCUGCGGGUCCUCAGCCCCAAGCUGCGGCUGGUGCUGCAGACUACCACGCCUUUCCUCUUGGACUCGCUGACUUGUAACAUGAGCCGUGCAGAGCUGGCUGCGUGCUGCGUGCAGUGGCACCUCACGCGCUUCGAAGGGCUCCACCUUUUCGCCAAGGAGCUUCCGCUGAAGGCAGUCCUCGCCAGCCUCGCGUGCUUGAAGGAGACAUUCCUGGCAGAGGAGAUGCCGGACGGGUUAGAGGCAGAUACCCACGAGGCGCGGAUGCAGAAGUGGCGGGCCUUGGGUCAAAAGCUUUGGGUGCCCUCCUGGAACAAGAUCUUCACGCUGAAGCGCCCGAGGAAGCUUCGUAACAUUUUUUGCCUCGGGGUAGCCGUGGUGGACAAUAAUCAGGAGUGUGCUGACGGACUGGUGCUGGCGGAAGUGUCGAAGAAGACCUGGGGCCAGGACUUCCUUGGCUGGGAGGCCUUCUUCGACGCCAUCGGCGUGGCACCUUUGGACCCGGGACAGGCGCGUGGGGCAGCGCUGCAGCACCGGCACAUCAUCUUCGACCGCCUGGGCAAGAACCUCUGCAGCCACGAGUGGUGGCACUCCGUGGUGAAGCUCGGGGCCCCGGUGCUGUCCUACGUGGCCCGGCGCUGCGAGGGCACCUGGCUCCGAGCUUUGCCUGUGAAGGUGGAUGCAUGUGGCAUGGUUGCACGUUUGAGUGUCGGAGCCAAAGAACGCAGCCUGCAGAAGGUGUGCCUCGGGGAUUUCUUCCUGCAUGAGGAGUUUUCCCGCUUCGGCGGGCCGUACUUGCGCUAUGUCCGCAUGCCUGAGAUUGACUCCACAUCGGCCCCGGUGGUCCGCGACUGCCUGGGGGGCUGUGGCGUGCAGGUGCGGCUGACUGUGCCUGCGCUGGUCCGGUGCCUGCAGCUGCUCCGCUACGAGAACUGCUGCAGCCACCUGGAGGUCUUCGCGGACGUCUACAAGGAGAUCACCUCCUUGAGCAACAGCGAAGAGGACCGAGAGGCGCUAGAGGAGGUCCGCGAAGAGCUGACGGAGCUGGUCUUUGUGCCGGGGGGCUUCCGGAAGCUAGCAGAAUGCACCUGGGAUGAGGACAAGGAUUUCCAGUGGCUUACGCAGGUGCCAGCACUGCAGGUGCACUACCAGCGCUACGGGCCCAUGCUGCGGCGCUACUUCCUGGACCUGCUGCAGCUGCCGGAGAAGCACCCGGGCUUCCGCCCGCCAGACUUGCUGCUGGCGCUCAAGGCGCUCACGGAGCAGGUUGAGAAGGCGCUGGCGGAUAAGUCCGCCAGUCUGCUGGAUUCUCUUCACGACCUGGCAUCCCGGAUCUAUGGGGGCCUGGCGCAAGCUUGCCGCAUGAACUCUGUGACUUGGCACGCAGAGGUGAGGCGGGGCUUCACGGCGGAGCGGCUGCUGCUGAUCCCAGAUACUUCCCAGGUGGGCCCACGGCAGAGGCCGAAGCGGCUCUUCACCAAGGAGGCAUGGUGGGACCUGGAGCCCGAGCUGCAGACGACCAAGGCCCACGGCCUGAGUUUGCGCCCGCUCUACGAGUCUGUGCCGGACGCGGAGUUCUUUUUCCUCCGCGUGGUGGGCCUUCGGAAAGUCUGCUCGCGCGCAGAUGUGGCGAUUCGUCUCAAAGCAAGCAUGGGAUCGGAGAAGGCCUUCAGCAACUGGUCGGAGGGAAUUGACGUCAACGACUUGGAGGAGUUGGAGGACAUACAAACCAGCAGCUUCUUCCGGCCGCCUGGCUGGCGGGCAGUUGGGGAGGAGGAGGAGCAGGCAGCACAGGCGCCGGCCCCGCCCCCCGCCUUCCAGCCGCCCCCCGCCACCUCGGCGCGGGUGCCGGCGUGGCGCUCGGCGGCCUCGGCCCAAGACGCCCAAAACCGAGCGGAGCGAGCGCUGGAGGAGGAGCGCCAGCGAAAGGCGCAAGGCCAGCGGCAGGCCCAGCCCGCACCGGCGCACCCGACGCCCGCUGUGGCAGGGCCUGCAGCACGGCCUGCGGUAGGGCCUGCGGCACGCAGUGCUAGGCACCGCUUUGCAUGGCGGGAGCCGCGGAGGCAAGCGGAGUCCGAGACGCAGACCCGCCCGUCUCUGCCCAACGCGGACCCGCGGCCCGCAGCCCCUCGCCCAGCGGACCCACGGCCAGCGGACCCGCGACCAGAGGAGCGGUCGGACCCACGGCCAGAGCCACGUGAGGCACCAGCCGAGCCACGGCGGAGGCGUGCCACAUGGUCGCAGCUGCGCGCCCAGCAGGAGGAGCAGAAGCAGGCGAAGACAGAGGAGAGGCCUGCAGCUGAGCCAGAGCCAGCCGCAGCAACGUCAAGCCAGAAGCCGCGUAGCACCUGCAUAUCUGCGUGGUCCCCCCGAUCGCCAGCUGCCAAGCUGGAGGUCAACGGCAGCGAGACGACCACUGGACCCUCGUCGGAGGGCCAGGCUGACGCGGCUGACGCGGCUGACGGCUCGGUCCGAGGCUCGGAAACGACCGAUGCGCCCCCGGAAAGCGCGGAGCUCGUGCGGCGGCUGGCGGAGCUGCGAUGCAGGGCGCAGCAAAGGCGCAGCGAGGUGGAGGAUCUGCGGCAAGAGUGCCGCACCGUGGAGGACACUACGCAGAGAUACUUGCGCAUUCUGAAGGAGUUCUACGACAACAUGUGA
This is a messenger RNA of Effrenium voratum, 5676 nucleotides long. Lineage: Eukaryota; Dinophyceae; Suessiales; Symbiodiniaceae. The record is from the annotation of a GenBank genome assembly.